Molecule: messenger RNA, 2135 nt
Organism: Magnolia sinica
Lineage: Eukaryota; Viridiplantae; Streptophyta; Magnoliopsida; Magnoliales; Magnoliaceae
Product: nucleobase-ascorbate transporter 7-like
Exons: 14
Coding region: 223-1806 (527 amino acids)
Biological process (GO): transmembrane transport
Cellular component (GO): membrane
Molecular function (GO): transmembrane transporter activity
Source: RefSeq, a predicted model, not a curated record
GACGCUCCUUCAUUCUAUCUGUUUUUAGCAUUUUUUUUUUCCUUUUGUGAAACGGAAAAACGUGACUUCCUUCGUUUCAGCUCCCCUUCCUUGUGUCCGUUUGCUUCCAUUCCCGAGAAUCUCUACAUCGCCUCUUUCAGUCAGAGCGUCCUCAGACAUAAUAGCAGCUUUUUCCUAGCCAGAGAGAGAGAGAGAGAGAGAGAGAGAGAGAGAGAGAGAGAGAUGGCAGCGGCGAAGCAAGACGAUUUCCAGCCGCAUCCGGUGAAGGAGCAGCUGCCCGGCGUAGACUAUUGCAUCACCAGCCCACCUCCCUGGCCGGAAGCCGUCUUAUUGGGUUUUCAGCAUUAUCUUGUAAUGCUCGGAACUACCGUUCUAAUUCCAACGAUCCUUGUUCCUCAAAUGGGCGGCGGCAAUGAAGAGAAGGCCAGAGUAAUCCAGACCUUACUCUUUGUCGCUGGUUUGAACACCUUGUUGCAGUGCUACGUUGGCACUCGGCUUCCUGCAGUGAUGGGAGGAUCGCGCACAUUCGUAGUUCCAACAAUUUCGAUCAUCCUUUCCAAUCGAUAUAACAAUGUCUUGGAUCCCCGUCAGAGAUUUCUACAGACGAUGAGAGGAAUACAGGGGGCUCUAAUUGCCGCCUCUAGUUUUCAGAUAAUUGUCGGGUUUAGUGGGCUUUGGAGAAAUGUGGUAAGGUUUUUGAGCCCCCUUUCGGCUGUUCCAAUUGUAGCUCUUUCUGGUUUUGGGCUUUAUCAGCUUGGUUUUCCAGGAGUGGGAAAAUGUGUUGAAAUUGGGCUUCCUCAAAUAAUCUUAGUGAUCCUCUUUUCACAGUUCCUCCCUCAAUGGAUAGACGGGAGGAGAGCUCUAGUGGGUCGAUUUGCAGUCUUGGUUUCGGUGGCUAUCGUGUGGGUUUAUGCACAUAUUCUGACAGUGGGUGGAGCAUAUAAGAAUAGACCUCCAAGGACUCAGUUUAAUUGUCGUACUGAUCGGGCUGGGCUCAUUGGUGCUGCUCCCUGGGUAAGGUUUCCGUAUCCAUUUCAAUGGGGCAGUCCCACCUUUGAUGCUGGAGAAUCUUUUGCCAUGAUGGUUGCUUCAGUGGCUGCUCUUAUUGAGUCCACAGGUACAUUGAUUGCAGUGUCGAGAUUUGCAAGCGCCACACCUGUACCACCUUCUGUUCUGAGUCGUGGAGCUGGCUGGCAGGGAAUGGCAAUUUUGUUUGAUGGGAUGUUUGGGACUGCAAAUGGUUCCACAAUAUCAGUUGAAAACGCAGGUCUCUUGGGAUUGACACGAGUUGGAAGCCGAAGAGUUAUUCAAAUAUCAGCAGGGUUUAUGCUUUUCUUUUCUGUAUUAGGAAAAUUUGGAGCAGUUUUUGCUUCUAUCCCAAUGCCUAUUGUAGCAGCUUUGUAUUGCAUCUUGUUCGCUUAUGUUGGUUCUGCAGGGCUUGGAUUCCUUCAGUUUUGCAACGUCAACAGCUUCAGAACCAAGUUCAUACUAGGCUUCUCAUUCUUCAUGGGAUUAUCUGUGCCUCAAUACUUCAAUGAGUACGCAUCGGUGGCUGGAUAUGGCCCUGUUCACACUAGCGCCAGAUGGUUUAACGACAUGGUGACCGUGAUAUUUUCAUCACCUGCAACGGUAGCGGGUAUGAUUGCAUUCUUCUUGGACUGCACCCUCCACCGCGGGGACAGCGCGAGGCGAAGAGACAGAGGCUGGCAUUGGUGGGCCAAGUUCAGGUAUUUCAAGACUGAUCAAAGAAGCGAAGAAUUUUACUCCCUCCCCUACAACAUGAACAAAUAUUUCCCCUCGGUCUAAGUUGGAAAACACUGUCCGACCACCUGUUGAUAUCCUGAUCAGGUCAGAUUGCCUGCCCCACCCAAUUAUAUCCUUUCUCAGAAAGCAUACCAACACAAGUUUUAAUCCUUGCCACAUAUAUAUAAUAUAUAUUGAACAUGAGAAUUACGAGGUCAGAUUCAGGGACCAUAAUUUGUUUUUGGGGUGGGGUCCACUUUGGAUCCCUUGCCCUUUAAGGAAGACUCCAUUAUUAUGUUGGCGAAGCCUGUAAUUAGCUUCUUUAUAUCCAUUGGAUGAAAUUUUAUCACUGAAGGCUUAAUUAAGAUCCUAUUUAUCAGGUUUUUGUGCUA